AUGGAGCCGGAUGAAGUGCAUAGGAUGUCUCUAUUGCAGCUAGCUAAGAAGCAACUUUUUGAACCAGAUACUAAUCUGCUGUACAAUCCUGUGAUAAGGGAACAACAGACACCCCAAGGAAAUCCUGAAUAUUCUAGGCGAGGGUGGACAUCAGGCCGCUCUUUCAUGGCUCAAUGCUAUUAUCCUGCCGCUCCUCAUCCUAGAGUCGAUACAGCUGUCACCCUGGGGACUCACAUGAUAUCCAAAGGAUUAGGCUGGGAAUUCCACGAGGUUGAAUAUUCAGUAGCUCCCCCUGGGUACGUUGAAUGGGGAACUAAUGUUUUGAAGAAUUAUUCCAUGCAUUUGAAAGGUAGUGAAGAGAACACAGACUAUAUCUAUGGAGCCAUUUAUUGCUCUUUGGGUGAGUACUCUGUAUCUCCCCCGCUUCCGAGGGCUUUGUUAGAGCACUGGGAUCCCAACACUAACACGUUCUUAUUCCCCUGUGGUGAACGCACAAUCACUCUUCUUGAUAUGAACCAAAUGGCUGGGCUACCCUUAGAUGGUGAUCUGUAUGAUGAAUUUAUAUCCCCUACUCAUGAACUGGAUCCUUCUUUGUUGUUGUACCCCAACUUUUUGCCACAACUCCUUGACAUAUGGAACAAACACUCCGAAAGCGGCAAUGUAGGCUUUCAGGAAUGGUGCGAUUACUUCCACAAUCGUCUAAACGACACAUUCUUUAUCAAUAGUCUCCAAGACGAGCGCCUCUAUACUGCAGCCUAUAUUGCUAUUUGGCUCUGUCGCUUUGUUGUUCCAGGUGGAGGGCCAUAUAUUCAUCCCGGGGUAUUAGUGAUGGCCUCUUGGAUCACAAUAGGGCGUCGCAUAUCCUUAGCUCCGCCGGCCCUUUGCUCCUUAUACUAUUCGCUUUGGCUGAUCCACUCAUCCCAUUGGUCCCUUCUUUUUGAAAAGGGCAUGUUAAGUCCACUAUCUGAUCGAUGGAUGGGUAUAUACUUAAGGAAGGCUUUUGGGAAUAAAUCUAGCACAAAAUCACUCCCAUUCUAUAAACAUCCAGCUCCAAAACCAAAAAUGUGGAACACUAUGUCUAGAACUCCACUUUUCCAUGAUCAUGACUCAGCACACAAACUUCUCAGACAGCACACCCAGAUCUCAUGGCACCCCUACAGUUUGUCUAAAUUAGAAAAUGUAGGUUAUCUGAGUCGGGUUUUCCAAAUUUCCAUACGUCGGGGUAUGCUUCCAUGGAGGCGUGUUGAAGAAUUUAUAGCAGAACCUUAUCAUCCUGACAGAGUAGCAAGACAAUUUAGGCUUGACCAAGUGGUGCCUUUUCCUCCCUUCACCAGUCUGUAUACAAGACAUGAUAUCGGUAUUGCAUAUGCCUUUUGGCUUCAUUUAUUGCGGGAUGAGGAGGAUCCACGCCCCAUUCCAGAUGAUUCUCGCGUCGGUGACUCAUCUGUGGCGUGGGCAAAUUGGCUACAUGAAUUUCUGAAGCCAUUCGCUAAUGUAUUUGACCAACUUCGCAAUGGUAAUUUGAAUGGGAAGGUCCCUUAUAAUGAAAGGAGAAAAAAUAGGUCCGCACUGCAACGCCAUAUUAGAGUUCGUCCAUUGUCUGAUGAGAAUUUUAAGGUAGUAAGAAGGGUGGCUGAUGAUCACCGGGACCAGCAUAUUGGUGUUACUGAACAGGAGGAAGCACGUGUCAAAGAUCACUGGAUGCCAAUCCUCCAUAGCUACUUACAGGAUGUUGCUGCUACUCAACCCAUGAAAUCCAAAGAGGUGAACUAA
Triticum turgidum subsp. durum (durum wheat) is the source of this 1773-nucleotide messenger RNA. Lineage: Eukaryota; Viridiplantae; Streptophyta; Magnoliopsida; Poales; Poaceae. The record is from the annotation of a GenBank genome assembly.